AUGCGGUGCAUAGGACCCACAAAAAAAUCAAAGGCAACCUACAACGUUGUCUUCAAGAAUGACGUGCCACUACCAAAGCCAGGGGAAAAGAAAGGUGAGGCACCAGCACUGCGAGUGAUGGGAACAAAGGCAACCUUCUACAAUUGCACCUUCGAAGGCGGCCAGGGUGCUUUGUACGACCAGACGGGUCUGCACUACUUCAAUGCAUGUGCCAUCAAGGGAACCAUAGACUUCAUCUUCGGAUCUGCCAAGUCAUUUUAUGAGGAAUGCAAAAUCGUUUCGGUGUUGAAGGAGGCGGUGGCAUUGCCAAUGGCGCCACCGGAGCAGGACCGGUCUAGAAAUCCCAUCAAAAUCGCCCCAGGCAAGAGCCGGUUGGCAUUCAAGACUUGCACAAUCGAGGGGGAAGGAGAAAAAAUUUACUUGGGUAGGGUGGGCACGCCUGUGAUCUACUACUACACCGAUAUAGGUAAGGAGGUUGUAGGCAUAAUAUCUGAUGGUCAGGACGUGUUGUUGAUUAUGUAUACUGAUGAAAGGGGUUGUUGGGUUGCAUUCUUUUUUUAUAUGGGGUACUACUACGCCACUUUCAAGUGUUAUGGGCCUGGGAUGUCUCCAAUGGUAACCUCAACUCUGACCUAUGUGCAAGCAAUACCCUUUAUCGGGAUACACUACAUCUCGGGGGAGUCGUGGAUCGCGUCCCUACCACCCGCUGAAGAAUAA
Messenger RNA from Zea mays, 717 nucleotides. Its product is annotated as putative pectinesterase 14. Bases 1 to 717 code for a protein of 238 amino acids. Lineage: Eukaryota; Viridiplantae; Streptophyta; Magnoliopsida; Poales; Poaceae. The transcript is spliced from 2 exons. The record is from RefSeq and is a predicted model, not a curated record. Gene Ontology annotation, molecular function: pectinesterase activity. Gene Ontology annotation, biological process: cell wall modification; pectin catabolic process.